AUGGACAAUAGUGGCAACCACACGGCGACCAAAAUCCUAGCGACUCCUCCGUCCAGAGAAAGCCUGUCUGCCAGGAGCAACAUGAUCAGCACGCCCAAGCCACUCGCCUUCUCCAUUGAGCGCAUCAUGGCGCGGACUCCAGAGCCCCGCUCCAUCCCCGUCCCGCAGCUCCUUCAUGGCUCCGUGGCCAAAGGCGACCCCAAGCAUCCGCUGCACCUCAACUCCUCCAUCCCCUGCAUGAUCCCCUUUGUCCCGGUGGCGUACGAUACCCUGCCCAAAGCAGCGGUGGCUGGAGCGGAACCCAGGAAGGCUCACUUAGAUUCCUCUUCCUCGCCCUCCUUUAGCUGCGGCGAUCUCUUGAACUGUGCCCUGAGCUUGAAAGGAGAUUUCCCCCGCGAUGCCCUGCCCUUGCAGCAGUACAAACUGGUAAGACCCCGAGUGGUCAAUCACUCCUCCUUCCACGCCAUGGGAGCCCUGUGCUAUUUCAACCGAGGCGACAGCCCCUGUCACCCGUCCUCCAGUGUCAACAUCCACCCGGUGGCUUCUUAUUUCCUCAGCUCUCCCUUGCACCCGCAGCCCAAGGCUUACCUGGCGGAGCGGAACAAGCUGGUGCUACCGACCGUGGACAAGUACCCGGCGGGGGUGGCCUUCAAGGACUUAUCGCAGGCUCAGUUGCAGCACUACAUGAAAGAAAGUGCUCAGAUCCUCUCGGAAAAAAUCGCCUAUAAGACGUCGGAGUUCAAUCGCGGUUCCCCGAGCAGCAAGCCCAAAGUUUUCACGUGUGAAGUUUGUGGAAAGGUAUUUAAUGCACAUUAUAACUUAACGCGCCAUAUGCCGGUACACACGGGAGCCAGACCCUUUGUUUGCAAAGUUUGCGGGAAGGGCUUCAGACAGGCGAGCACGCUGUGCCGGCACAAGAUCAUCCACACCCAGGAAAAGCCACACAAGUGCAACCAGUGCGGCAAAGCUUUUAACCGGAGCUCGACCCUGAACACGCACACGCGAAUACACGCCGGCUAUAAACCGUUUGUCUGUGAAUUUUGUGGCAAAGGAUUUCACCAGAAAGGCAAUUACAAAAACCACAAACUGACUCACAGCGGGGAGAAGCAGUUCAAGUGCAAUAUCUGCAACAAGGCUUUUCACCAGGUGUACAAUCUGACCUUCCACAUGCACACCCACAACGACAAGAAGCCCUUCACCUGCCCCACCUGCGGCAAAGGCUUCUGCAGGAACUUUGACCUCAAGAAGCACGUCCGUAAACUGCAUGACAGCGCCCUGGGACUGCCCCGGCCCCCCGCUGAGCUGGGGGGGCCCGACCCGCCGCCCCCGCCCGGGGCGCUGCUUCAGGGCCCGCCGCCGCUCCAGCCGUGAGGGGCGGCCGCGGCCCCGCCGGUGUGAGCCCCACCGCCUCUUUGCAUGCACCUGUUAAGCGGUUUUGUGUAUUAUGCUUUAUAUCGCCACUAACGUUAAUGGGACUGGUUGUUUCCUAUGUUUUUUUUAAAUUUUUCUUUGUUCUUUACAGACUACUUUUUUUUUGUUGUCGUUGCAUCUCAGGUGGAGAGAUGGUUAAAAAAAAAAAAAAAAAAAAAACCAACAAAAAGCGCCAGGCCAAUUUCUGCUGUAUUUAUUUGGGAAGCUGUAUUACUCGAGCCGGGAAUGCUGCACCAUUUUAAUUAUUUCGAUGUAUAUAUAUUCCCCUUGUGUUGAUCCUGCCCUGCCUUCGCUGUCUGCUGGUUAUCCUACUCUUCUUGGUUCCCUUCUCUCCCUCUCCCCCUGAAUAUCGUAUCUAUAUGGACACAAAUGUUCUCUAUGUACGGAUUUGAAUUUCGCAUUGAUUUUUGC
Messenger RNA from Vidua macroura (Pin-tailed whydah), 1842 nucleotides. It is a transcript of the gene FEZF1, whose product is annotated as FEZ family zinc finger 1. NCBI's taxonomy places the organism in Eukaryota, Metazoa, Chordata, Aves, Passeriformes, Viduidae. Gene Ontology annotation, cellular component: nucleus. The record is from RefSeq and is a predicted model, not a curated record. The transcript is spliced from 4 exons. The coding region runs from base 1 to 1371 and encodes 456 amino acids.